Molecule: messenger RNA, 825 nt
Organism: Lachancea thermotolerans CBS 6340
Lineage: Eukaryota; Fungi; Ascomycota; Saccharomycetes; Saccharomycetales; Saccharomycetaceae
Gene: CYC3
Product: holocytochrome c synthase CYC3
Exons: 2
Coding region: 1-825 (274 amino acids)
Biological process (GO): cytochrome c-heme linkage
Cellular component (GO): mitochondrion
Molecular function (GO): holocytochrome-c synthase activity
Source: RefSeq, a predicted model, not a curated record
AUGGGCUGGUUUUGGGCUGACUCAGGUAAAAAUUCGACAAGCGGAAACAAGAUCACCGAUAAACCCUCGGAGUGUCCGUUAGGCCAUUCUACGUCAAAGGUAACCUCCGGUGCGGAUGGCUGUCCUGUACUACAUGGUUCAAAUGCACAGAACGAAAUAAACCCCUUCAACAACAUGCCCAAGAACUUGUCGCAUGAGAAACAUAUCGGGCAAAAGUUAGAGCUGCCCAAAGAUCGCACAACGAGCUCCAUACCAAAGGGAAACCCCGGCGAAGAAGAGUUCUGGGAAUAUCCGUCUCCUCAGCAGAUGUAUAACGCUAUGAUCCGGAAGGGAAAGAUCGACCCUAACACGGGCGAGGAGAUACCGGAAGAUGCCGUUGAGUCGAUGGUAUUCGUACACAACUUUCUGAACGAGGGUUGCUGGCAGGAGAUUUUGGACUGGGAGAAAAAGUACUCAGAGCAGACUGAGAUGGAGCCAAAGCUACUACAGUUUAUGGGAAAACCGUCACAGCUUUCUCCGCGUGCACGCUGUUUCAGCAUUCUGGGUACGCUCUUCCCAUCGAAGUUCUCAGCGGAGCUUCCCUUUGACAGGCACGACUGGGUGGUUUUAAGGCCCGAUCCCACCUCCUCAGACACAAAGAAUCCUGGAUUUAGACAAGUUCGCUACGUUAUUGACUUUUACGGCGGUCCAGAUGACGAAGACGGUCUCCCAACCUUCAACCUCGACGUUCGUCCGGCGUUGGACAACUUUACCAAUGCUAAGGACAGGUUCACUCGUUGGACGGAGCCCAUCAUCCAAGAGUAUUUUGGUAGUGACAAGAAGUGA